CGGACGGGCGCGCGUGGUGCCGGGUGCCGGCUGGAGACUCCGUGGGAGCGCGGCCGGGAGGCCUCGCCCCGGAGCGGGCCCGGCGCCUCCCGAGCUGGCAGGGCCCUCGGCGGACGGCGUAGCGUGGGCUUCCUCCUCCGACCAGGGAAAACAGAGAGAAUGAAAGCCUAUCUGAAGAGCGCAGAAGGUUUUUUUGUCCUAAAUAAAAGUACCACAAUUGGAAGGCAUGAAGAUUCAGACCUUGUUUUACAGUCCCCUGACAUCGACAACCACCACGCGCUCAUCGAAUAUAACGAGGCGGAGUGCAGCUUUGUUCUCCAGGACUUCAAUUCCCGCAGCGGCACGUUUGUCAACGAGUGCCACAUUCAGAACGUGGCUGUGAAGCUCAUCCCUGGGGACAUCCUGAGAUUUGGGUCUGUGGGGCUGACCUAUGAACUGGUCAUCGAAAACCCACCCCUGGUCUCCUACCCAUGGAUGAGGGGCCCAGUACCAUGGCCAGGGCCACACCCACCUCAUGCCACACAGCGGCCGAACCAGGGCACCCCGCCACAUAUCCCCUUCCACCAGGGCAUCCAGCCAGCACCAGUGCAAAGGAGCUGGUCCCAGGGCUUCCCCAGACCCACCACGGUCCCCCCAGCCUCCCACCGGCGGCCUGUGAGCGCCAGAGAGGAGAUGUUCUCAUUCGUGGUGGAUGGUGCCCGCAAGCCCUCCAUCAUCAAGCAAGUGUGGACCAAUGCCAGGAAACCGUCAGAACAGUCAGUGGCCGAGGGGAUUCCUGGGGUUCCCAGCGCGGAGAUUUAUAUGGAGCAGGACCUGGCCCAGCAGGAAAAGGAUGAAAUAAUUCUCCUGCUGGGAAAAGAGAUCAGCCGUCUCUCAGAUUAUGAAAUCGAAUCCAAAUAUAAAGACGUCAUAAUAGCAAACCUGCAGAACGAAGUGGUGGAGCUGAGUCAGAAGCUGUCGGAGACCUCUACCUCCAGGCAGACUGAGAGGGAGAUCACGCAGAAGUGUCAGGUUCUGGAUGAAGACAUCGACAAACAGAAAGAGAUCCAGAGCUUGAAAAGCCAGAUCAGUGCCCUACAGAAAGGCUACAGCCAGGUGCUGUGCCAGACCCUGUCCGGGCGGAACUCAGAAAUCGCAUCCCUGAAGAAUGAGGGGGAAAAUUUAAAGAGGGACCACGCUAUCGCAUCAGGGAUGGUGUCAUCUUUGCAGAAAGACAUGUUAGCAAAGGAUGAGCAAGUUCAACAACUAAAGGAAGAGGUCAGUCAACUAAAAAGUCAGAACAAGGACAAGGAUCACCAGCUGGAAGCCCUUGGCUCUAGAUGCUUGGUGCUAAAGGAAGAGUUAAAGCAGGAAGGUGCUCACAGGGAGCUCAGGGAAGCCCAGGAGAAAGAGUUAAAACUCUGCAGAACCCAAAUCCAAGACAUGGAGAAAGAAAUGAAGAAGCUUAGGGCGGAGCUGAGGAAGAGUUGUACUGAACAGAGCGUGAUCUCUAGGACCCUGAGAGAAAAGAACAAGCUAGAGCACUUCAGAAGUCAAGUCAUCAAGGCCACCUACGGACGGGCAAAGCCAUUCCCAGACAAGCCUGUCACCGACCAACAGCUAAUAGAGAAAAUCACCCAGAUCACUGAGGACAACAUCAAUUUUCAGCAGAAAAAGUGGACCGUGCAGAAGGAGACCCAGCUCAGCAACUCCAAGCGGGAGGAGACCACCGAGAACAUUGAGACGUUGAGGACGUCGCUGGACAGCUGCCAGGCUUGCAUGACGUCCUGCUGUGGCAGUGACCUGAAGAAGGAGGUCGACCUUCUUCAGCACCUCCAGGUGAGCCCACCUGUCUCGGGGCUCCAGAAGGCGGUUCUCGACAUCCUGAGGCACGCGCUGUCCUGGCUGGAGAAGACGGAGCAGCUCCUCCGGGACCUGCGGAUCCCGCCCUCCAGCACCGACAAAGGGUUCUCUUUGUACCUGAUACAUCUUCUGGAACAUUAUAAAAAACUUACAAGCCAGACCCAGGAACUUCAGAGCAAGUUCAGUUCUCAGGAAACUCAGCAGUCUUUACUGCAAGAAAAGCUGCAGGAGCAUCUGGCAGAGAAGGAGAAGCUGAACAAGGAGAUGCUAGAGCAAGAGGAGAAGCUGAAUGCCAAAAUCAGGCAACUGAUGGAAGAGAAGGCGGCUUUGGAGGAAGGCAUUACUCAGGAGAGAAACAGAGUGAAAGAGACUUUAGAGAAAGAACUGAAGAGAAGGCAAGAGCAGGAGGACCUCCUGGCCCAGCAGAAGAAGGCUUUGGCGGAAAGCAUUACCCAGGAGAAGAAGAGAGUGAAGGAAGCAUUAGAGGAAGAACAGACAAGAGUCCAAGAGCUGGAGAACUGCUUGGCCCGCCAGAGGGAGGUUUUGGAGAGCAGCAUGGCCCAUGAAAAAAGGAGAGCAAAGGAAGCCUUGGAAUCGGAAAAGAGAAAAGUUCAGGAUCUGGAGAACCACUUAACCCAACAGAAGGAGAUCUCAGAGAGCAGCCUUGCCUACGAGAAACACAAAGCAAAGGAGGCCAUAGAGAAGGAAAAGAAAAAGGUGCAAGACCUGGAGAAUCGCUUAACCAAGCAGAAAGAGGAAAUGGAAUUCAAAGAGCAAAAACAGGACGUUUUAAAUAAUAAAUUAAGUGAUGCACUGGCCAUGGUCGAAGAGGCUCAGAAAACAAAGACAACUGAAAGUCUAAAAGCAGAGAGCCUCGCCUUGCAAUUAAAUGAAACAUUAGCUGAACUGGAAACUGCCAAGACAAAAAUGAUCAUGAUGGAAAACCAGCUAAUCCUGCAGCAGCAGAGGGUAAAGGCGCUCCAGGAUGAGCAGGAAUCGCAGAGACACGGGUUUGAAGAAGAGAUCCUGGAAUAUAAGGAGCAAAUCAAACAGCACUCCCAGACAAUUGUGAGUCUUGAGGAGAGACUCCAGAAAGUCACUCAGCACCAUAAAAAAAUAGAAGGCGAGAUUGCAACGUUGAAGGACAACGAUCCAGCCCACAAGGAAGAAAGGCCACAAGACCCUCCGGUGGCUCCCACGACGGACAGCAGUGCCAAAGACAUGGCGUGCGAACACCUGAUAGACGACUUACUGGCUGCUCAGAAGGAAAUCCUGUCCCAGCAGGAGGUCAUCAUGAAGUUAAGGAAAGACCUCACCGAAGCCCACAGCAGAAUGUCAGAUUUGAGAGGGGAGCUGAAUGAGAAGCAGAAGACGGAACUGGAGCGGAACGUGGCACUGGUCCAGCAGCAGAGCAAGGAGCUGAGUGUGCUCAGGGAGAAGAUGGUCCAGAUGAGCAGCCUGGUGGAAAAGAAAGACCGGGAGCUGAAGGCCCUCAAGGAGGCACUCAGGGCUUCCCAAGAGAAACACAGUCUCCAGCUGAACACAGAGAAGGAACAAAAGCCCAGGAAGAAGACCCAGACGCGUGACACCUCUGUGCAGAUAGAGCCAGUCCACACCAAGGUCUUCUCCAGCAGCCAAGAGGAGCCAUCCUUCAGCGACCUAGGGGUCAAGUGCAAAGGGUCCCGGCAUGAGGAGGUCAUCCAGCGUCAGAAAAAGGCCUUAUCUGAACUUCGAGCACGAAUUAAAGAACUUGAGAAGGCCCGCUCGCCAGGUCAUAAACACCACCUGAAUGAAUCAGUUCUAGAUUUAAAAAACCUCAGAAUGGAAAACAAUGUCCAGAAAAUACUGUUGGAUGCAAAACCGGAUUUGCCAACUCUCUCAAGAAUAGAGAUCCUAGCGCCUCAGAAUGGCCUUUGCAACACAACAUUCAGCUCAGCCAUGGAGAAGUCAGGGAAGAUGGACAUGGCUGAGGCUUUAGAGCUCAGUGAAAAGCUGUACCUGGAGAUGAGCAAAACCCUCGGAAGUCUGAUGAACAUCAAGGACAUGUCUGGCCACGUGUCCAUGAAAUAUCUCUCCCCCAAAGAGAGGGAGAGGGUCAACCAGCUUCGACAGAGGGACCUCGACCUGGUGUUUGAAAAGAUCACCCAACUCAAGAACCGGCUAGAGAGGAAAGAGGAGCUGUUGAGAGGAUACGAAAAGGAUAUUGAACAGCUCAGGCGGAGCAAAGUGUCCGUUGAGAUGUACCAGUCGCAGGUGGCAAAGCUGGAGGAUGAUAUCUACAAAGAGGCGGAAGAAAAGGCCCUGCUGAAGGAGGCCCUGGAACGCACGGAGCACCAGCUGUGCCAGGAGAAGAGGAUCAACAGGGCCAUCCGGCAGCAGAAGGAGCGUGCAGAGGAGCAUGAACCGAGAAACACAAAAGAAUCGACACCUUGCAACUGUGCCUUCAAAGAGAAAGACAGGCAGAGACGCGUAUUCGUAGAGAUGGUGAAGAACAGGAUGCAGAACUCAAAUUCCCAGGUUGGAACCAGAAAAGCCACCCUAAAGAGGGACCAAGAAAGAGAGAUGCUGAGAAAAGAGACCUCCAGCAAGUCCAGCCAGAGCCUUUUGCAUUCGAAGCCUCGUGGAAGGUACUAGAGAAACCUCAUCCCACCAGGCCUCGUGUGACCCUCUCUAGGGCAGGCCAUAUUGUACCAAUCUGGCUAAUGGCAGAUAAGGAAAAGUCCCUGUGGAGGGCUUCCCUUCCAGCUUCUCUAGGAGAAAGCAUUCACCCUUGGUCCCUUUGUCUUGUCUCCUUUCUCACCCCUGGAGCUCUGACUGGAAGCUGGAGCAGCCACCUUGGGGAUCAGCAGACACCAGCAGCAGGCCAAAGGAUAGUGGAAUGGAGGGGCAAGAAGGCCCGGGUGGGCACCCAGUGGCAUCGCUGAGCUCUGAAUCAUGAAUGAACUGCCUACCUCUGUACUUCCUGUUGUAUAAGACAAAUAAAUCCCUAUCU
This is a messenger RNA of Sapajus apella (tufted capuchin), 4834 nucleotides long. RefSeq names its product forkhead associated phosphopeptide binding domain 1 (gene FHAD1). The transcript is spliced from 34 exons. The record is from RefSeq and is a predicted model, not a curated record. NCBI's taxonomy places the organism in Eukaryota, Metazoa, Chordata, Mammalia, Primates, Cebidae. The coding region runs from base 160 to 4476 and encodes 1438 amino acids. Gene Ontology annotation, molecular function: protein binding.